AUGGAUACUUCCGUCCCGUCUCCAUUAGAGAUCGCAUCACCACCAGCAGGACUUGCCUCUCCUCCUGCUCCUCCGCCGAGUCCGAGCUCAAGCUUGAUGCAAUUCCUCGAAGAGGCAGAUUUUCGAGAUUCGAAUCGCUGCACCAUAUGCAAUGAAGACUUGGCUGAGGCUAGAGUCGACGAGACUAUAGAAACACCAUCUGUCCUUCCCUGUGGGCAUGUCUUCGGGAACCUCUGCAUCUCUCGAUGGCUGCAUGAUUCCACACAUCAGAAUUGCCCUAUUUGUCGUCGUCGAAUGACCUAUCGUUCUUGUGGCCAUACCGUGAAGCCACUGCCAGUUGCAGAGAGUCCACAAUUAGUGAAGGAAGAGCAUAUGCCAGAAAAAUGUUUGCUUUGCAGAGAGGGAAGCGAGAUGUUGAAAGAGAGGAUACGAUGGGUGAAAGAUAGGAUGGAUGCGGAAGUGAGAGCAUUGGAAGGAUUGAGAGUAUUGAGGAUGACAAGAGGUUUCGCGGCUUUCGGAGGGUUGUUUUGUGGCAGAACUGGUCCUACAGAAGAUUUUGAAGGGAGAGUGGGUGAGAGUAAGAAGGUCUGGGAGGAUGAAUGUAGGAAAUUGGAGGAAGAUGCGACAAAUGGGCGAUGUGAGUGGUGA
Mollisia scopiformis is the source of this 648-nucleotide messenger RNA. RefSeq lists its product as uncharacterized. Lineage: Eukaryota; Fungi; Ascomycota; Leotiomycetes; Helotiales; Mollisiaceae. The transcript has a single exon. Gene Ontology annotation, biological process: ubiquitin-dependent protein catabolic process. Gene Ontology annotation, molecular function: ubiquitin protein ligase activity. Bases 1 to 648 code for a protein of 215 amino acids. The record is from RefSeq and is a predicted model, not a curated record.